AUGAAGUUUCAGGAUAAACAACCACCCAGAAAAAGAAAAAGAAACAUACACAUCGCAGAAGCCAUGGAAACCGACCCAGGUAACUCUUCGUCAUUAUAUGAAGUCCCAAUCAGUUACCAAGCAUCAAACGAAAUCCCAGGAUACAAUAGACGUGGCCAGUCACAUAAGAACCUCCCACCACAAAAUCAAAAUAAACGUCAUCAUAAUGACAAAAUCGCAUGCGGAAAACAUAAUGAGAGUGCUCUGUCAAACAAGACAGGAUACAACUACAUCGACGAGUCAAAUCUCCAUGAUGUAGAAUUAGCAACAUCAUUCGAAUACGAAAAAGGGAUAAAGUCUUUAUAUGACAGCAGUGUUGGUAUAUCGACAGGAAGUUUGUUACCAGAAACAGGACAAGCCCCGAAGUUUUCUCAGCUCUAUAUUUUCGACACCGAUAAUGAAGUAUCCCACAGAUUCUCCGCAUACAGCUUGGGAAAGAAAGGCUCAAUAACUGACCCACAUUCAAUACCGUUUUGGGACGUAAUCAACUCAAGGAAAUGGCGGACAAGGCUUUCUAUGAGAGCUUUCUUUGCAUAUAGGAUACAACAGCGCCAAAAUGAAGUUUCUUUGAUUUUAAUGGCCAGAAAGUUGUUCCAGCAAUUCAUGGUUGACACCUAUACCAUGGUUGAAAACGACCGGUUGUACUACAUAAAAUGCAAUCAAAAGGUGCUACGAGUUACUACUGAGGAAAAUCUGUCUAAAGCGGCUCAAUCAGGGGAAAAAGACGCGUCGAAAAUGGGGACCCGGAUAAUAUUGCCUUCUUCUUUCACAGGAGGCGCAAGGUACAUGCAACAAAAUUACAUGGACGCUAUGACACUUUGCAAGACUCUUGGAUAUCCAGAUUUAUUCAUAACAUUUACAUGCAACCCAAAAUGGCCCGAAAUUUGUAGAUUCUUAGAAAUACACGGUCUUAAAUCGGAAGACAGACCGGACAUACUCACAAGAAUGUUCAAGCUCAAGCUUGAUCACUUGAUCAAGAACCUCAAGGAUGACCACGUACUCGGGAAAGUGAAAGGAGUUGUGUACACCGUGGAAUUCCAAAAACGUGGUCUGCCUCAUGCCCAUAUAUGUCUAUUCUUCGAAGAAUGCGACAAAUUAAGAACCCUAGAAGACAUCGAUCGUGUUAUAUCGACUGAAAUUCCAGAUAAAGAAGUGGACAGUGAGUUGCAUCAUCUUGUGUGUGAAUUUAUGAUGCACGGGCCAUGCGGUAAGGACAACCCAAGCUGCGCCUGUAUGAAAGACAAAAAGUGCUCAAAAAACUUUCCAAGGGCAUAUACAGAAACAACCCGCAUAGACAUCAAAGGAUAUCCCGUGUAUAGGAGAAGAAAGACCGGCGUGACAUAUGAAAAAAGCAGGUAUGUCGUAGGUUACAAUCCGAUACUUAUCAAGCAAUAUAGAGGACACAUGAAUGUCGAAUGGUGUAACCAACUCGGAGCUAUCAAGUAUCUGUUUAAAUAUAUCAACAAGGGUCCAGACAGAAUAACAGUCGGCUUUCCAAAGAAAACCCAAAAUGCCAACAAGGAAAACCAACCAACAGAUGAAGACGAGGUCGCAGGUUACUAUGAUUGUCGUUACAUAUCUGCAUGUGAAGCAGCCUGGAGAUUAUUUGGUUUUGAAAUACACUAUCAGACACCGCCUGUUCAGAGAUUAUCCUUCCACAUUAAAGACCGUAAACCAAUACUCUUUGAUCAGCAUGACACGGUUGCUGAUGUGGUUACAAAGCAUACGGUGAAAGAGUCGCAAUUUCUAAAAUGGAUGGAACGAAACAAGACGGACAAAGACGCGAGAUCUAUGACAUAUCCGGAAUUCCCCACCAAAUAUACUUGGAACAUAAAAGACAGAGAAUGGACAAAAAGGACAAACCCAUCAAAAUCAGCAAUUGGGAGGAUCAACUAUGUAUCUCCAAAACAUGGGGAAACAUACUAUCUCAGAAUUUUUCUCAACAAAAUUAAGGGACCUACAUGUUAUGAUGACCUGAAAACUGUACAUGGAAAAAAGUACAAAACGUACAAAGAAACUUGCUAUGCACUGGGUCUUUUGGAUGGUGAUGAGGAGUACAUACAAUCAAUUAAAGAAACCGGUUCUUGGGCUACAGGUUCUUUUUGUCGAUCCUUAUUUGUCAUGCUCAUUACAUCAGACAGUUUGUUUAGGCCUGAAUAUGUUUGGGAACAAACAUACAACAACCUAACUGAUGAUAUACUUCACACACGUAGAAAAGAGCUUAACGAGCCAGAUUUGGAAUUGGACCCAGAAGCUAUUAAACACAUAGCAUUGGCAAAAAUCGAGAAGAUGCUACUCGCAAGUGGGAUGAGCUUAAAAGACAUACCCAACAUGCCCUGCCCAGAUUUCAGAUACAUCGAGGUGGCAUGCAACAUGCUCAUUCAAGAUGAACUCGGUUAUGACAAGGAGAAACUGGAAAUGGAACAUCAAGGAUUACAUGCAAGCCUCACAGCGGAACAAUUAAAGGUAUACGACACCGUCAUGGAUGUGGUUGCCCAAGACGACGGGGGCGUUUUCUUCCUAUAUGGAUACGGAGGCACGGGAAAAACAUUUGUUUGGAAGACAUUAUCAUCGGUUAUCCGACGCAAAGGAAGCAUAGUCUUAAAUGUCGCGUCAAGUGGGAUAGCUGCAUUGCUGCUAACAGGAGGAAGAACGACCCAUUCGAGAUUUGCAAUCCCACUUAACCCAACCGAAGACUCCUUCUGCAAUAUCAGCGCAGACAGCCCUCUGGCAGACUUAAUACGAGAGGCUAGAUUGAUCAUUUGGGACGAGGCACCCAUGAUGCAUAAGCAUUGUUUCGAGGCCUUAGAUCGAACAAUGAGAGAUAUAAUCCAGGGACCAAAUUCACACAAACCUUUCGGGGGUAAAGUCAUAGUUUUCGGGGGAGACUUCCGACAGAUCCUUCCGGUCAUUCCAGGGGGAAAUAGAGAGGAAAUUGUCAAUGCUUCGCUUAACCAUUCAUCUUUAUGGGAUCAUUGCAAGUGGAUAUUGACAGUCGGUGAAGGGACGGCAGGAGGCAACAAUGACGGGUCUACAGAAAUUGAGCUCCCGGAAGAGGUGCUGAUUAAAUCCGAAAAAAAUCAUGUCAAAUCUAUUGUGUCAGCAAUUUUUCCUUCGAUUGCAGAACACCAUAAUGACAAGGGAUAUUUUGAAGACAAGGCAAUUUUGGUACCGACAAAUGAAGAGGUCGAUACGAUCAACGAAUACGUACUAUCGAAGAUAAAUGGCGACGAGCGUAUUUACUUCAGCUCAAACAGUGUUUGUCAGUCAGAGUUCAUUGACGAGUUCCAACAAUCUUUGUACGCACCGGAAAUACUGAAUGGGUUCAAAAUAUCAGGGAUACCCAAUCACAAAUUGGUACUAAAGGAAGGUGUGCCUGUGAUGUUACUUCGCAAUAUAGACCAGUCUAACGGGUUAUGCAAUGGGACGAGAUUGAGGGUAACAAGAUUAGGAAAGAAUGUGAUUGAAGCGGAAGUGAUAUCCGGCAACAACAUUGGAUACAAAACUUACAUCCCCAGAAUGAAGCUAAUACCGUCAGAUAAAAGAAUACCGUUCAGGUUUAAUAGAAGACAAUUCCCGUUGGUCGUUUCUUUCGCAAUGACAAUCAACAAAAUUCAAGGCCAAUCUUUAUCGACCGUUGGUCUGUAUCUACAACGUCCAGUUUUCACACACGGACAGUUGUAUGUUGCAAUCUCUCGGGUUAAGUCGAAAAAGGGACUCAAGGUGCUGAUAUGCGACAAAGAUGGGAAGACAACAAACACUACAACGAAUGUCGUCUACAAAGAAGUGUUGCAAAAGAUGAAGGAAGAUAUGUGA
Molecule: messenger RNA, 3855 nt
Organism: Erigeron canadensis
Lineage: Eukaryota; Viridiplantae; Streptophyta; Magnoliopsida; Asterales; Asteraceae
Exons: 10
Coding region: 1-3855 (1284 amino acids)
Biological process (GO): telomere maintenance; DNA repair
Molecular function (GO): DNA helicase activity
Source: RefSeq, a predicted model, not a curated record